AUGGAUGGCAUUUUCGGCAAUCUACAAGCUCUAAAACCAAAGAAGAGGACUACCUAUAAAAAAAUUUCAGAUGACCUUGAAAAUGACACUUCUGAGAGUAAUAACGACCCGCCUGCUCUUACUGGAGAAGGAUUUUUAUUUGAUAAUCCUACUUUAAACAGAAUCAAAAAGCGACUAGAUGGCGAGGAAAAAGAUGUAGUUCAGUACACAAUGAAUUUCUCCCAAACUCAGCUUAUUUCGAACCUUUAUGGCGGAGGUGAAGAUUUGGAUGCUCCAGAAGUAGAAAGGAGGGAAAAACAACAGUUACAUGAACAACAGCUGGAAUUAACAAAGAAAAGGGCAAGCAAAGGUCAAUUGCAUGCUUUUACAAAGAGCUCUGGAAAUAUAAAUGAUUUACGAUUAAUGCAACCCACACAAGUCAUCGGAUCAACCCAGCUGGCUAAGGAAUUCAGCCCCGUCUCGAGAACUUAUUUCAAGUAUGUCCCUGAUGUGAAUCAAUCGACUCAGGUAAUUCACUCUGCCACUCAAGAUGAUACACAAGUAGUAAGCGCUCGCGAAGCUGAUACACAGGCGACCCAGAUGACCCAAGUUCUCUCGGCAUCUACGCAGGGGAUUUAUAAUACUCAAGAAACUCAAAGCAUUACUGAUAGUACGCAACCAAUAAGUUAUUCUAGUUCGACCCAGGAUUACAAGACUAAUAAAUUUAAUAGACAUCCAACACCAGAAGACACACAGAUUAUACCGAGGGAAUUUGAUGAUGAUGCAUCAACCCUCCCGAUACCAGAAGGGGACAAGACGCAAAAGGAUACUUCUGCAGUUCUAAAAACACAAAUAGAUUCUACUACAGAAGGAACUUCAUAUUCAGCUACUGUAUCAGAUACCCUGAAAAUCCAUGAGAUUCAAAGAGAACUUGAGGAAUCCCAAAAGACCAAAACCAUACCUGAAUAUAAACAACAUGUGCGGACUCCAAAAAAUGUUAUAGUAUUCACUAAAGAGUCGUAUUUUGAUGAGUUCGACAGUGAUGAUGAGGAGAAGGAGGAAAAUUUAGAAUCGGAGGGGGACUCUCAAAAAGUGCAGCUUCUCAAAAACACAAGCCCAUCUGAUAAAAGCAAUGAUGGAAAGCGUCUCCCUGAUAAAACUAGAACUUCACCUUCUUUUAAGCCGAAACUUCACGGGCUAAACAACUAUGAGCUGAAAUUAAAGAGACAACUCAAUUCUGACCAGCAAAUAGACUUAAAUCUAGACUCUGAUGACGAAGAUGGGAUUGAUCGCAUGGGAGAAAAGGGUCCUAUUUCACAAAUGUCAAAAGCAACAGUUUUUGAUAUAAAGGCAAGGUUAUCCAAGAAGAGACCGAUAGUUAAGAUUUCCAAUGACAGCAAAACUACGCUGCAUACACUUUUUAAUAAGCUACAGAAAGCGAGUCGUCAACAAAUUAUUGAGCAUCAGAAGGAAGUGAUAGAAAAAAAGGGUCUUAAUCUAGAGGAUAUCGAGAAAGAAAAGAAAAUAGUCGAGAAUUUAUUAGAACAAGAAAUCAAUAGAAAUAAAAAAAUUAGACAAAGAGAAAAAGAACGGGAAAAACAAUUAGCUGAUGCACAAGAUGAUGAAAAUGAUCUCGACUUUGAUCAUAGUGCUAAUGAGCUUGACGAAUCUGAGCUCUCUGGGGAAGAGAGUGCAAUUGAUAGCGACAAUGAUUAUGACGAUUUUUCACUCGAGAAAACAAAACGUUCAAAGAAGAAAGUCAUUGUUGAAGACUCUGAUACAGAAAUUGAAGAUGAAAAAAUGUCACAUAACGCGCAGAUCCGUGAAGAGAAAGAUGACUCCCUAUUUCAAAAUAGAAACGCUAUUAACUUGGGGCCGUACGGUGAUAAUCUAAGUUUGGCUCCAAUACGAAUUACCACUGAAAAACAAUCUGGUAAAAACUUCAAAGUCAGUAGGGAAAGUGGAGACGAGCGUGAUGAAGAAAUUCCAGAAAAAGACCGUAUACGGCUGAUUGAAGAGAAGAAGCAACAUGAAUUGGAAAGGCAGAGGAAACAAAUGAAAAAGAGAAAGGAAAUGAAAGCUAAAGGUAUCACUAAUUUCUUAGAAGAGGAAGCAGAAGAAUCAGAGGAUGAAUGGCAUGGUAUUGGUGGUAUAGAUGGAGAAAUGUCAGAUGAAUACGAUUCUGAAGUUGAGAAAAUGAUCGACGAUUACUCCAAGGCAAAUUUCAAUCCUGAUGAGAUACGUCAAAUGCUUGCAGAUGAAAAUAAAGAAACAGAUAUAAAAAUGGUUGAAAAGAUUCUUUAUGAUAUCAAAAAUGGCGGUUUUAGGAAAAGGAGGAAAGGGGCUAUGGAUCUCGAGCUAAGUGAUGAAGAAGAUGAUGAAUUGAAGCAAUAUCGCUUGAAAAGAAGAGAAUUGAUGAGACAAAAAAGGCUUGAAGUGGGAGAAGCAGAGACGUUGGUGAAGAAUCCAAAAUCUAAGGCAUUUUUUGAAAGUAUGGUUGACGACAUUGUGGAGGUUAAAAAUCCCUUCGCUGUUUUUGAACCACAACGAAGUGGGACCAUAACCACAGAUGAUGGGACCCAAGAAAAUGCAAACAGCAAUGAAGGGGCAGCCUCCCAAAAUCCCUCCAAGAAAGUCAUGCUUUCUGAAGAAUUCGUUCAGAGAACUUUAUCUUUUCUCAACAGUAGUAAAGAUAUGGAUCAAUUUGCGCCAGCUAGAAGCAUGCGUGCUGAAGCUAAUGAUGAGUUAAUUGAGGAUCUGACGGCACUGAAGAAACAAAGCUCGAUCAAAAGCUUCAAAACAACCAGAGCAUCAGUAUCUCAGGAACCCACUGAUUUUGAUAAAGAAAAUGAUGAUAGCUUUGAUGAUUUACUGAACAGUAGGGUUGGCACGUCAUCCAUUAUGAAAACAUUUAGUGCUACAGUUGACAUUAAUGAUAAAUUUCAGGAGGGUGUUAAAACAGUGAAAGUUUCUAAGGCAUAUAAAAGUGUGAGCAGUUCGAAGGCUUCUAUCACUUAUAUGGGUAAAAUGAGAAAACUGGUUGCCCCCCAAAAAAAAGUAGCUAAUUUAUCUUCAAGUGACAUAAAAAAUACCAAUUCCAGAACAAGUAAAUUAUUUAGUCGUCAAGAUGAAAGUUUUGAGUCUUGA
Molecule: messenger RNA, 3126 nt
Organism: Kazachstania africana CBS 2517
Lineage: Eukaryota; Fungi; Ascomycota; Saccharomycetes; Saccharomycetales; Saccharomycetaceae
Gene: MRC1
Product: chromatin-modulating protein MRC1
Exons: 1
Coding region: 1-3126 (1041 amino acids)
Biological process (GO): mitotic DNA replication checkpoint signaling; mitotic G2 DNA damage checkpoint signaling; activation of protein kinase activity
Molecular function (GO): anaphase-promoting complex binding
Source: RefSeq, a predicted model, not a curated record